GAUGUUGAUGCUGGCAAAAGAAAAAUCUUGGGUGAUGUUAUUUGCAUUGCUUAGCUACUGACGCGCACACGAAGGCAACUCAUUGUUAUUUAUGGACUCUUAAAUGAGGUACCAUUUUCGUUUUGAAUUAACAUUUCAAAAACAAUGUUUUACCUUGUAGAGGACAUUUGGUUUUGGAGGCAGAAUGGCCCAGAUUAAUUAAUGUUUUCGUAAUCAAGUUUAGGUAGCUAACGUUAGUACGGGGUAUUUUUCUUUCACAUAAGUUACUAACGUUAGGUAAUGGAUUUUCAAAGAAAACAUGAUGGAAUUGGAGAUAAUUCGUGCUCAAUGCUCAUUGUAUAUUGUGUAGCUAGUUGUGUGCGACACUGCUAGCUAGUAACCUUAAUUUCUCUGUGGCUAACAGUAUCUUUAGCUAGUAAACAACGUCGUUCGCCCUUAAGUAUUCGACAAGGCAUUCCACACAGAACUUCUCCCACCCGCAGUCGAGGAUCUCCAAAACUCGGUCUUAACUUGAUACCAAUGCGUGGGAUGAUGGCUCCACAGGGCAGCCCUGUCAAGAGUUACGACUACCUCCUGAAGUUCUUGCUGGUUGGAGACAGUGAUGUGGGGAAAGGAGAGAUCCUAGACAGUCUGCAGGACGGAUCAGCAGAGUCUCCCUAUCCCUACAGCAGUGGGAUUGACUACAAGACUACCACAAUCCUGUUGGAUGGGAGAAGAGUCAAGUUAGAGUUGUGGGAUACGUCUGGACAGGGACGAUUCUGCACAAUCUUCCGGUCAUAUUCACGUGGGGCACAGGGAAUCCUGCUAGUUUAUGAUAUCACAAAUGGCUGGUCGUUUGAUGGCAUUGACCGCUGGAUCCGGGAGAUCGAUGAGAGUAGUCUAAAGAUGGUUUCAUAUAGGCCUAGUAGCAGCACCAUUUCACCAAGAGAAAUUCCUGGACAUGCAAAUGUAUUUACAGAAGAAAGGUGAUUUCUGCUGUUCCUGUUUCCUGCUUUGAGAAGGCCGGUGUGUUUCCUGUUCGAACAGGCAUGCCCCGGGGGUGCCCCGCAUCCUAGUUGGCAACCGGCUCCACCUGGCCUAUAAGAGGCAGGUGCCCACGGAGCAGGCC
This is a messenger RNA of Oncorhynchus masou masou (cherry salmon), 1108 nucleotides long. RefSeq names its product ras-related protein Rab-40C-like. Lineage: Eukaryota; Metazoa; Chordata; Actinopteri; Salmoniformes; Salmonidae. Gene Ontology annotation, molecular function: GTP binding; GTPase activity. The record is from RefSeq and is a predicted model, not a curated record. Gene Ontology annotation, biological process: protein localization to plasma membrane. Gene Ontology annotation, cellular component: endosome; plasma membrane; synaptic vesicle. The transcript is spliced from 6 exons. Bases 520 to 969 code for a protein of 149 amino acids.